This is a messenger RNA of Tuber melanosporum (Perigord truffle), 1780 nucleotides long. RefSeq lists its product as uncharacterized. NCBI's taxonomy places the organism in Eukaryota, Fungi, Ascomycota, Pezizomycetes, Pezizales, Tuberaceae. Gene Ontology annotation, molecular function: superoxide dismutase activity; metal ion binding. The record is from RefSeq and is a predicted model, not a curated record. Gene Ontology annotation, cellular component: mitochondrion. The coding region runs from base 589 to 1215 and encodes 208 amino acids. Gene Ontology annotation, biological process: superoxide metabolic process. The transcript has 7 exons.
AGCAUGCAGUCUGUUCCAGGGUCGCGAGAUUCUUGCGCAGUGAGUACUGUAAUACCGGUACCGUAAACCCGCACGGAGGAUAGACACCACAGACGGAGCUCGACCAAUCAGACUGCGGAGACUUGCCAGAUCUUGCGACUCGAGAACCUUGCGACGCCGGGACAGACUGUACCGGUAACCACAACUACCGCAAUCACCCGCGGUUGCUUUCAGAACGCGGAACACCUCACGCCUCAUCCCCCAAGGUGCCAAGCACCAACCCCCCAAGGCCCCGCUGUCAAGGCGUGCAUAAAAUAUUCUCCAAGAAGUUCAUCGCUAUAACCUACUGCUUAACUGGUCCUUUUCGUUUUUUAGUACUCGAGUACCGUAGACAGUGUCCCCCUCCUGAAGGAGCUAAGCAGCACUGGACUAUCUCGCACACGCAAAGGUCCUCACAAAACACUCGAGGGAGUGCUUUUAUACGUCAUGCAGCUCUCAGCACUCUUAUUCACUCAACUCCCCCAAUACUUACUCAACCUCACCAAUCCCCCUGCUACUCCCCUCUCUGCUGCUGUCACCAAUUCGAGGUCGUUGGUUUUACCUGAGGAUAUGGCCGUGGCAAAUUUUACUCUUCCGGCGUUGCCGUAUGCUUAUGAUGCGUUGGAACCUUACAUCUCCGGCCAAAUUAUGCAAAUCCAUCAUUCCAAGCAUCACCAAACCUAUGUCAACAACCUCAACGCUGCCACUGCAAACCACGUCAAGGCGCUCCAGGGAAAUGACGUUCGUGCCCAAAUUAAUCUCCAGCAGGCUAUUAAGUUUAAUGGAGGCGGACAUAUCAACCAUUCUCUAUUCUGGGCCAAUCUCGCACCGGCAAAUACCUCUCAGGCCAAACCAGAGUCGGCAGAAAAGCUUACAGAAGCGAUUUCGGCCAAGUAUGGAAGCUAUGAUGGGUUUAAAGAUGAGUUCAUGGGUGUGCUACUAGGGCUGCAAGGUAGCGGAUGGGGUUGGCUCGUGAAAGACAAGAAGACCGAGCAGCUUGACAUAGUCACCACUAAGGACCAAGAUCCUGUUGUUGGCGAUCUCGCACCCAUCUUGGGUAUUGAUAUGUGGGAGCAUGCGUACUAUCUCCAGUACUUCAAUGACAAAGCUUCUUAUGUCAAUGGAAUCUGGAAUAUCAUUAAUUGGGAAACCGCCGAAGGGAGAUUCUUGGGCCGAAGCGGAACAUUGGAAUUGUAGGCGAUAGCAUAUUUUUCUUGAGGACUGUGGAAAUUUUUAUCUCGCACUUUUCAAUAGGGCACCCUCAAUUAUGGCUUAAGGUGUAGUAGGGACAAUACGGCAAUUAUAAUACCAAGCCUGUCGAGUGAUUACUUGUGAAUAUCGUGAGGACCGAGCAGUCUUAGCACGAAUACCCGUAUGCCACCAUGGUUGGGGGGCACGUACCCCAUCUGGCGUCGUCGUACGCGGCCUCUCUGGCGCGUACCUUGAGUUCCUUCCCCUGGGGCUAGAUUUCCCUCUCAGGGCUUCGGGGAUGUUCCGCUCCUGAGUGCCAAUGUUCUUUGUGUCGAUGAGUAUAUAGCCUUAAGGGUUCACGGCUUUCUCAAGAUAGGUACCUACGAUAAUAACAAUUAUUCCCUAGAGAGACCACUUCUCCAAUUCGCUAUCUCUCACAGCGCUGCUGUUCACUAAGAUUCUGAACUGUACCCUGCUGGCUGACGUACGUGUACUCGCAGUUCUGGGAUUACGCACGCAACGCACGCUCUUCGCCCUCUCGUGAGCCGCGACCCCUUUCGUUUGUUUGCCC